ACUUAGAUUAUAAUGAAUAGUUAAUUAUUAUAUGACCACACCCACACCACGCCUACAAAUAAAAUGCCGAAAGGAAAACCAAAAGGAGGUCACAAAGGUCGAAUGAGACGCUUUGUGACUGAAGAAGAAAUGGUUGACCAGGAGGAGAAGAGAAAAAGGGAACAAGAAUGGAAGAAGAAGAAAGGAUUAGCGCCAAACAGGGUCGAUGAAGAUGAAGAUGAUGUAAGACAAGAAGAUGAAAAAGAGUCGGAAAAAGAUGAUGACAUUUCAUUUGGUCGUGGGGCAUCAGGUGGACAUGGUCUGGAGGAGGAGGAGGAGGAGUCAAGUGAAGAGGAGGAGGAGUCCAGUGAUGAUGAAUAUAUUCCAAAAUCCAAAGGUGUUGAAGGUCUUAUAGAGAUUGAGAACCCAAACCGAGUCCAGCAGAAAGGAAAGAAAGUUCAAAGUCUUGAUGUCAAUGCUAAGGUUGAGCUAUCAAGAAAAGAAAGAGAGGAGAUAGAGAAGCAAAGAGCUGCAGCUAGUUAUCGCAAGAAGCAUGAGGCUGGGAUGACUGAGGAGGCUCAGAGAGACUUAGCUCGAUUAGCCCUGAUUAGACAGCAGAGGGAGGAAGCAGCUAAGAAGAAAGAAGCAGCUAAGAAAAUGGAAGCAAGCAAGAAAUGAACACCCACACACAUUCUAUUAUUCAUUGAAUUAUUAAUAAUGAAGCUAUCAACGUGGGAGCACGUGUGUUGGAGAA
Amphimedon queenslandica is the source of this 733-nucleotide messenger RNA. RefSeq names its product 28 kDa heat- and acid-stable phosphoprotein-like. Bases 64 to 657 code for a protein of 197 amino acids. The transcript has 6 exons. The record is from RefSeq and is a predicted model, not a curated record. Lineage: Eukaryota; Metazoa; Porifera; Demospongiae; Haplosclerida; Niphatidae.